Molecule: messenger RNA, 426 nt
Organism: Linum trigynum
Lineage: Eukaryota; Viridiplantae; Streptophyta; Magnoliopsida; Malpighiales; Linaceae
Source: the annotation of a GenBank genome assembly
AUGUACAAAGAGCAAAAAGAAAGGAAGAAGAAAACACCCCUUAACACACGCAAGGGCGGCGCUUACCACGGGAAGAGUCGGAUCUUUAUAGUGCACCUCGCCGGAAAGUCCAAGCUCCGAAUCGUGACGCAGAGGAAGAAGAAAGAAGAGGACAAAAAUUUCUUGCAAAUGGAAAGGAAAGUGGCAGAUAAAAGCGAACUGAAGGCCACUUAUAGUAAAGUCCGAAUCCCAAAGGUGACGUUCGGACUUCCUCUGACAACGCACCCUGCCCGAGGCGGGCCACGUGGCAACACAGGCACAAGGGGCAAGGCGUCUCGUACUAAGACCGCCCCAUGUUCAUUCCCCACAACGCACCAGGCCCGAGGCAGGCCAUGUGGCAGCACAAUAACAAGGGGCAAGGUGACUCGCGCCAUGACCGCCCCAUAG